UGCUGCGUGUACACACGUGCUGAGUGUACACACGUGCUGCGUGUACACACGCAUGCGGGACAGUAGACAGCUCUAGUCUAAGAGGAUGGAGAGUAUUGGAAUAGCGGUUCGAUGUUGUGUGUUCCGCGUAGGCUCAAGCCAAUAUUUGGACGCCGCCACUGUCGUCCUCAACUAGGCUUGUGACGGGAAAAGAUGGUGCAUCUCGACGGCGAACCUCCACCUCGAGUGUCGAUGCAGUUCUCCUCGGUGUGUUGAAAUGUGUCAAUGACGCACCCAACAGUAGUGGAGCAAUGCGUACCUCCACGCCUGUUGUACGAUGCCGCCAAGCAGGAGACUGGCAGCGGCAAUAAGAGUCCCAAUUGGACGCGAUGCGUGUUGUUCGACCCAAUAAUGUUACAUGCGAGCUGGCCAGCUUCUUCGCUGAUGCUGCUCAGGGUCGAUGUGCCUUCAAGCGUGGGGUGCUUGGUGUUCUGCGGCCGGUUCGAUUAUGAGGUAGACCAGGCGAUAUGGCCAUCUAGACCGAAGGCACCAAGUUUCGGUGAGGAAUUCAACAGGCCCAUCCACGACACUUCGUGGCCAGCGUCGUUGCAGCAGCUGAGCUUUAGGGCAGACUUCAAUCAAAAAAUCAACGGGUCAUUUUUAUUUUCCCGCCAUCGCUGAUUUGAACAGAGCAUCUUCGGGAAGCGCUUCAACGAACUGAACUGCAAAGUCUUGUGGCCGGCGUGAAUACAGCGCAUCACUUUUUAGAGAGGAAUUCAACCAGCCCAUCCACGAGCUUUGGUGGCCAGAGUCGCUCGAAUAUCUUACGUUCGAAGGUGCAUUCGACCAGUCGAUCAACGAGGUCGCGUGGCCAGCAUCGCUUCACCACCUGGCCUUCGGGGGCGAUGAAGUCGUUUCUUGGAUGUGUGGAUUCAAUCAACAGUUACGCCGUGAUUCGUGGCCAGCGUCGUUUCAGCAUCUCACGUCCGGGGUGACCUUCCAUCAGCCUGUCACACGCCUUUUAUGCCAGAUUCACUGCAGGAGCUGACACUUUAGGGUGAAUUCGACCACCAGAUCGACGACGUCGUGUAUACAGUAACGCUGAAGCAUCUGACCUUGGGAGGGAACGAAGUCUUUUGACCGACAAGGUCGCGUGGCCAGCUUCACUGAAGCAGCUGGCCUUUGGAGGGAACG
Messenger RNA from Ectocarpus sp. CCAP 1310/34, 1173 nucleotides. The record is from the annotation of a GenBank genome assembly. NCBI's taxonomy places the organism in Eukaryota, Phaeophyceae, Ectocarpales, Ectocarpaceae.